Messenger RNA from Melopsittacus undulatus (budgerigar), 1110 nucleotides. RefSeq names its product zygote arrest 1 (gene ZAR1). Gene Ontology annotation, biological process: translation. Lineage: Eukaryota; Metazoa; Chordata; Aves; Psittaciformes; Psittaculidae. The transcript is spliced from 4 exons. The record is from RefSeq and is a predicted model, not a curated record. Gene Ontology annotation, cellular component: cytoplasm. Bases 1 to 1095 code for a protein of 364 amino acids.
AUGGCAGAGGAGGCGAUGGAGAGCUACCUGUACGCUCCAUACCACCCCUACUCCUACCGCUACCCGCCGCCCAAGGGCAAGGUGGGGGGCACGGGCGGCUGGAGGCCGCGGGGCAGCAGCUACUUCUCGGGCUAUGGGGAAGCGGCAGCGGCCGCCGAGUACUUCGACAACUACCAGCGGGCGCAGCUGAAGGCCAUCCUCUCCCAGGUCAACCCCAACCUGACGCCGCGGCUCCGCAAGGCCAACACCAAGGAGGUGGGCGUCCAGGUCAACCCGCGGCAGAACGCCUCGGUGCAGUGCUCGCUCGGGCCCCGCACGCUGCUGCGCCGCCGUCCCGACCCCCCCGGCGGGUCGCGGCACUUGCCGGGAGAGCACGAACCGCCUCAGGAGCAGGGCAGCCCCGCCACCACCAGCACCCGCGCCGUCCGCUUCCCCCGCACCAUGGCCGUCUACUCGCCCAUGGCGUCCCGCAGACUCACCGCCUUCUUGGAGGAGCCGGAGCGGCGGCCGCAGCAGCAGGAGAAGGUGGCGGUGGCCGUCGAGGAAGAGGCGGCCGCGGUGCAGAAACGAGAGGCGGAGGCGGCGGCCGUGCGGGAGAGCUGGGAGAACCCCCCUGAGGGCGCCGCCGAGCCCUUGGAACAGCGUCCGGCUGCGGCCCCGGAGCUGCCGGCGGCAGAGCCCGAGGACAGCCAGGUGGAGAAGAAAGCGUCUGCGCGGGAAGAGGCCGCGGCCGCCCGUCAGAAGCGGGAGCCGGCGGCGAGCAAGACCCGGCUGCGCUUCCAGUUCCUGGAGCAGAAAUACGGCUACUACCACUGCAAGGACUGCAACAUCCGCUGGGAGAGCGCCUACGUCUGGUGCGUCCAGGGCACCAACAAGGUCUAUUUCCGGCAGUUUUGCCGGACCUGCCAGAAGUCCUACAACCCGUACCACGUGGAGGACAUCACCUGCCAGAGCUGCAAGCAGACGCGGUGCACCUGCCCGGUGAAGAUGCGCCACGUGGACCCCAAGCGGCCACACCGCCAGGACCUCUGCGGGAGGUGCAAGGGGAAGCGCCUGUCCUGCGAUAGCACGUUCAGCUUCAAAUACAUCAUCUGAAUCGAUGGCUCUGGU